Messenger RNA from Arachis ipaensis, 852 nucleotides. NCBI's taxonomy places the organism in Eukaryota, Viridiplantae, Streptophyta, Magnoliopsida, Fabales, Fabaceae. The record is from RefSeq and is a predicted model, not a curated record.
AUGAAAACAGGCUCACUCUUCCACUACUUGCUCUUAAUUACCACUGUUGCCUCCGCCGCCGGGGAUGCUAACAGAACAUGUGCCCCAUCUUCGUGCGGCAAAGUCACCAACAUAAGUCAUCCUUUCCGGCUGAAGGAUGACCCACAAAAUUGUGGCGAUGAGAGGUAUGAGUUGGCUUGCGAGAAUAACAUCGCCGUGCUAGCUUUGUUCCCGGGGAAGAACUACCAUGUUGAAUCAAUAAACUACAAUAACUUCACAAUCCGACUCGUAGAUCCCGGCAUCUCAGAAGAUGAUUGCUCCACCCUUCCUCACUAUUCCAUAACCGGAUCCUAUUUGUGGAAUAAUGAAGAUGAAAGCAGACCAUAUGAAGGCAGUCAAGACCGACAGACUGAUUUUCGUAAUGGCUCCACACGAGUCGAAACUGUAGAAUUAUUCUAUAACGUGGUUUUCUUGGAGUGCAGAAAUCCGGUGAGGGACGAUCCACGAUAUGUGGACACUGCCUCUUGCAUUAAACAAGGCCAUCAUGUUUAUGCCGUUGUUGGAGGGUUGACGGUGGUUGAAUUAAGAGAUGGUUGCCAUGUGAAGCUGGUUGCUGCCUACUCAUCAUCCUUUCUUGCUCCACCGAGUUGGCCAUAUCAAUUGAGCUGCAACCAAAACUAUUCAUACGCUGAGAUUCAUAGGAUGCUCAGUUAUGGAUUUGAGCUUUCGUGGGUACCUGGUGCUUGUCAAUAUAAGUGUGGACUGAAGCGGAGUUAUUGCGCAAUCGACCAAACCGCUCAAAGUAGUCUCAUAUGUUUGCGGGAUUCCUGUUACACACCACUUUUUGGGAAAGAAUGUCGUAAGAAUCUAUAA